AUGUCUAUGAAAAUCUACUCUUACCCACAAAACCCACGUGUUUACAAGGCCUUGAUUGCUGCCAAGUAUGUUGGUGUUGAAAUUGAAGUCCCAGCCUUUGAUUUCCAAAAGGACAGCAAGUCUGCUGAAUUCUUAAAGGUCGCCCCACACGGUAAGGUACCAGUCAUGGUCACCGAAAAGGGAUCCAUCUUUGAAUCCAACUCGAUUGCCCGUUACGUCGCUCGUCUCGGUGGUAAGAUCUAUGGAUCUGACGCCUACGAAGCCUCCGUCAUUGACCAAUGGUUGGACUUUGCCACCAACGAAGUUGAAGCCUCUGCCGUCGCCUGGUUGUACCCAAUCAUGGGCUUUGUCAAGUUCAACCCAGAAGCCACCCAAAAGGCCAAGGAAAACGUCAAGCGUCUCCUCACCACCUUGGACAACCACCUCAAGACCUCCUCUUUCCUCGUUGGUCCACGUGUCUCCUUGGCUGAUAUCGUCGUCGCCUGUUCGCUCUCGACCUUCUACACCAUGGUCUUUGACCCAUCUUUCCGUUCACCAUUUGUCAACGUCAACCGUUGGUUCACCACCUGCAUCAACCAACCAAACUUCAAGUCCGUCAUGGGAGAAGUCAAGUUUGCCACCGUCAUGGCCGAAGCCAAGAAGGAGGAAAAGCCAAAGAAGGAAGCUGCCCCCAAGCCAGAGCCAAAGAAGGAGGCUCCAAAGAAGGAAGUCGUUGCCAAGAACGACGACGAAGAGGAAGAUGAAGCUCCACGUAAGCAACACCCACUCUCCAUCCUCCCACCAUCCAAGUUCAACCUUGAAGAAUGGAAGCGUAUGUACUCCAACAAUGAGACCCGUGCCGUCGCCCUCCCAUGGUUCUGGCAAAACUUUGACUCUGAAGGUUUCUCUGUCUUCCUCUCUACCUACAAGUACAACGAGGAACUCGGUCAACUUUUCAUGACCUCCAACUUGAUCGGUGGUUUCUUCCAACGUCUCGAAACCCUCCACAAGUACGCUUUCUGCUCCAUGUUGAUUACUGGUGAAGAUGACGGAAAGAAGGACCAAGAAAUCUCUGGUGUCUGGAUCUUCCGUGGUAAGGGUCUCCCAGCCGAUCUCCUCGACUGUGAUGACAACCUCGUCUACGACUGGAAGGAACUCGACGUCUCUGACGCCACCACCAAGACCCUCGUCGAAGAUUACUUUGCUUGGGAUGGUCUCCUCGGCGGUAAGAAGUUCCUCCAAGGUAAGCUUUACAAGUAA
Messenger RNA from Cavenderia fasciculata, 1239 nucleotides. RefSeq names its product glutathione S-transferase domain-containing protein (gene efa1G). NCBI's taxonomy places the organism in Eukaryota, Evosea, Eumycetozoa, Acytosteliales, Cavenderiaceae. Gene Ontology annotation, molecular function: translation elongation factor activity. The coding region runs from base 1 to 1239 and encodes 412 amino acids. The transcript is spliced from 2 exons. Gene Ontology annotation, biological process: translational elongation. Gene Ontology annotation, cellular component: cytoplasm; nucleus. The record is from RefSeq and is a predicted model, not a curated record.